Molecule: messenger RNA, 2370 nt
Organism: Sceloporus undulatus (fence lizard)
Lineage: Eukaryota; Metazoa; Chordata; Lepidosauria; Squamata; Phrynosomatidae
Gene: BTRC
Product: beta-transducin repeat containing E3 ubiquitin protein ligase
Exons: 16
Coding region: 155-2044 (629 amino acids)
Molecular function (GO): protein dimerization activity
Source: RefSeq, a predicted model, not a curated record
GGCGAAGGCGAAAGGGAGCCUUCUUCUUCCUGUUUGUCUGCGGCCUUGCACUCAGGGAGAGCGGAGGAGAGGGAGAGGGGCGGCCUAGGCCUAGGCCUGAGGCCCGAGGCUGGCGUGGGAGCAGGAGCCCCAGCAAAGGCGGACCGAGGGGGUUAUGGACCCCGCCGAGGCGGCGGUGGUGCAGGAGAAGGCCCUCAAAUUCAUGCCCAGAAUACACAUGCCUAAAGAUGGAUUCCAGCUUACAUCUUCUGGAUACCAAGCAUGGCUAAAGCAGUGCUCUAUGCCCCGGUCUCUGUGGCUGGGCUGUUCCAGCCUGGCGGACAGCAUGCCCUCGCUGCGAUGCCUCUAUAACCCAGGGACUGGCGCACUCACAGCUUUCCAGAAUCCAUCUGACAGAGAAGACUGUAAUAAUGAUGAGCCCCCAAGAAAGAUCAUUCCUGAGAAGAAUGCACUCAGGCAGACCUAUAACAGCUGUGCCAGACUCUGCUUAAACCAUGAAACAGUAUGUUUAGGCAGCACCGCUACGAAGACUGAAAACUGUGUGGCCAAAACCAGACUUGCCAAUGGCACUUCAAGCAUGAUUGUUCCAAAGCAAAGGAAGCUAUCUGCAAGCUAUGAAAAGGAAAAGGAGCUCUGCAUCAAGUAUUUUGAACAGUGGUCAGAGUCUGAUCAAGUGGAGUUUGUGGAACAUCUCAUCUCUCAGAUGUGUCACUAUCAGCAUGGACAUAUCAAUUCAUAUCUCAAGCCUAUGUUACAGAGGGACUUCAUCACAGCACUGCCAGCUCGAGGCCUGGAUCACAUUGCAGAGAAUAUCCUGUCAUACCUGGAUGCAAAAUCUUUGUGUGCUGUUGAGCUGGUGUGUAAGGAAUGGUACCGGGUGACAUCUGAUGGCAUGCUAUGGAAGAAGCUGAUUGAGAGGAUGGUCCGGACAGACUCCUUAUGGAGGGGUUUGGCAGAGCGGAGAGGAUGGGGACAAUACCUUUUUAAAAACAAGCCUCCCGAUGGGAUGGCCCCACCCAACUCCUUCUACAGAGCACUUUAUCCCAAAAUUAUACAGGAUAUAGAGACAAUAGAAUCAAACUGGAGAUGUGGAAGGCAUAGCUUACAACGAAUCCACUGUCGAAGUGAAACAAGCAAAGGAGUUUAUUGUUUACAGUAUGAUGAUCAGAAGAUAGUGAGUGGCCUCCGAGACAAUACUAUCAAGAUCUGGGACAAGAAUACACUAGAAUGCAAGAGGAUUCUGACUGGACACACAGGGUCAGUCCUUUGCCUCCAGUAUGAUGAGCGAGUGAUCAUCACUGGAUCAUCAGAUUCCACUGUCAGAGUGUGGGAUGUAAAUACGGGUGAGAUGCUGAACACACUGAUUCAUCAUUGUGAAGCGGUACUGCAUCUGCGCUUUAAUAAUGGCAUGAUGGUAACAUGCUCUAAAGACCGUUCCAUUGCUGUGUGGGAUAUGGCCUCCCCAACGGACAUCACGCUUCGAAGAGUUCUGGUUGGACAUAGGGCAGCUGUCAACGUGGUAGAUUUUGAUGACAAGUACAUUGUGUCGGCAUCAGGUGACAGAACUAUAAAGGUAUGGAACACGAGUACUUGUGAAUUUGUACGUACCCUAAAUGGCCACAAGCGGGGCAUUGCAUGUCUUCAAUACAGAGAUAGACUAGUAGUCAGUGGCUCCUCAGAUAAUACAAUCAGAUUAUGGGACAUUGAGUGUGGAGCUUGCUUGCGGGUCUUGGAGGGUCAUGAGGAGCUGGUGAGAUGCAUUCGCUUUGAUAGCAAGAGGAUAGUAAGUGGAGCCUAUGAUGGGAAAAUUAAAGUGUGGGAUUUGGUGGCGGCUCUGGAUCCUCGUGCCCCUGCCGGAACUCUGUGCCUGCGUACUCUUGUGGAGCACUCUGGCAGAGUUUUCCGGCUCCAAUUUGAUGAAUUUCAAAUCGUCAGCAGCUCGCAUGAUGACACCAUCCUUAUCUGGGACUUCCUCAAUGAUCCAGCUAACCAAGCAGAAUCUAACCGUUCCCCUUCCAGAACAUACACUUAUAUCUCUAGAUAAAUAGCACCAUACUGUACCUCACACUUACACAGGACUCAUUUAAGCCGCGAUAUUUAAACUAUCUGCCAAUGCCAGGGGGAAAAAAUUACCCACAUAACAGAUAUUACUGAAAAGAGGCUCUCAGAUAUAGUUCUGGAACCAAGUUGGCAUGCGGUUGAUCUUGAACAAGGUCAUCUCAACAAAGCUGACUGCUCAAGUGCUGCUAUAUCAGAAGAUUUCUUUUAUCUCUCCUGAAUGACUGAAGUGUUAAAUCUACCCUCUUCUCCCCCACUACAUCUCCUCUUUGGUCCUGACUGCAGGCAUCCUAUAAAUAUAUUUAACAUGUU